This is a messenger RNA of Durusdinium trenchii, 339 nucleotides long. The record is from the annotation of a GenBank genome assembly. NCBI's taxonomy places the organism in Eukaryota, Dinophyceae, Suessiales, Symbiodiniaceae.
AUGAUAGGAGCAGAUCUCCUCCACAUUUGGCAUUUGGGAGUGGGCAGAGAUGCGCUGGGAUCGAUUUUGCGCAUCCUUAUCAAAGAGCAUUACUGGCCUGGCUCGAACAUUGACAAACGCUUGUCCUAUGCCAGCGCUUGUUUGAAAGGGUGGUGCAAACAGAAGAAACUUCCGUUGGCCAUCAAAGGCCUGACUCAACAGAACCUCAACUGGGGUUCUGAGUAUCCUGAGCUUCGCUGCAAGGGCUCUGACACCAGGUGUGUCUUGGAAUGGCUGAACGAUGAGCUGCAGCGCCGGCCAUGCAGAGACUCUGACGUUUCCACAGUGGCCUGGAUGUGA